This is a messenger RNA of Drosophila serrata, 1443 nucleotides long. RefSeq names its product transcription factor giant (gene gt). NCBI's taxonomy places the organism in Eukaryota, Metazoa, Arthropoda, Insecta, Diptera, Drosophilidae. Gene Ontology annotation, molecular function: DNA-binding transcription factor activity. Gene Ontology annotation, biological process: regulation of DNA-templated transcription. The record is from RefSeq and is a predicted model, not a curated record.
AUGUUGAUGCACGAGAAACUUAUGGCCGGGCAGUUCUUCGAUCUCAAGACUGAUCGCAAGCCCCUGAUGCACCACCAUCAGUUCCAGCAACAUCACCAGCAGCAGCAGCAGCAACAACAGCAGCAUGCCCAGCAGCAGCAGCAUCAUCACCACCAAUCCCUGGGUCAGCCACUGCACCAUCACCAGGCCCAGCUGGGUUUGCCCCAUGCCGUUGGCCUGCCCAAGAUGGAUCUCUAUGCAGCCUAUGCCUACCAGCAGCAAUUGCUGGGUGCUGCUCUCAGCCAGCAGCAGCAGCAGCAGCGGGAACGAGAGCAACAGCCGGCUCCUGCCGAGGUCCUGGAUCUCUCCCGUCGCUGCGACAGUGUGGAGACACCCAGGAAGACCCCAUCACCCUACCAGACAAGCUACAGCUAUGGCAGUGGCUCACCCUCAACCUCGCCCACCUCCAGCCUGAUGUAUCUCCAGCAGCAGCAGCAGCAGCAACAGCAGCAGCAGCAACUGGCCUCCCUGUAUCCCGGCUUCUACUACGGCAACAUCAAGCAGGAGCAGCAGCAGCAACAGAUCCAAAUCCCCAAGGAGCAGUCUGCUCCACUAAAGGUCACACCCACGGCCAGUUUGCUGCAGACCUUUGCCGCCGCCGCUGCAGCAGCUGCCUCCAAUCCUCGCCCGGCUAGCAAUGCCAGCCAUGCCAGCACCAUGCAGAUUGAUGUGCUCGAGAAUCCCCAGUCGCCGCCCAGCUCUAACCCUUCGUCCUGUGUACCAGCCACCACCCCGACCAGCUCCAGCUCCAGUUCCCAGCAACCUGGUGAUGCGGGCAAGAGCACGCGUCCCUUCAAGGCCUUCCCCCGGGAUCCUCUGGUGAUUGCUGCCAACUUCGCGGCCACCGAUGUCCUGCUGGACAAUCCUCGUGUGGAACGCUAUACCGAGUAUCGUAAGCGGGUGCUGGAGCAGAUUCGCAGCUCCAAUGGCGGUGCUCGCACGGUGACCAACCCCAAGAUGAGGAGGACCAACUCACGCAGCGGCUCUGUCAAUGAGGGCAGCUCCUCGAACAACAACAGCGAGAGCGAGGAUCGAGCAGCGGCCGAGGAGUCCAGCGACUGCGACUCGCAGGCUGGCCACUUCGAGGGCAAGUCAUCAUCAUCCAUCUCCUCCGCCACAAAUGCCAAUGGCUCGACGAACUCGGCCAUCGCUGGUAGCCACUGCUCAGCCUCGUCUUCGUCCUCCUCCGGCGGACUGGGCGUGGGCCAGGUGAAGGAUGCUGCCUACUAUGAGAGGCGGCGCAAGAAUAAUGCCGCCGCCAAGAAGUCGAGGGAUCGUCGCCGCAUCAAGGAGGACGAGAUUGCCAUCCGGGCUGCCUAUCUGGAGCGCCAGAAUAUUGAGCUGCUCUGCCAGAUCGACGCCCUGAAGGCACAGCUAGCGGCCUUCACCGCCAAGGUGGCCUAG